Messenger RNA from Tetrahymena thermophila SB210, 3945 nucleotides. RefSeq names its product WW domain protein. Gene Ontology annotation, molecular function: protein binding. Lineage: Eukaryota; Ciliophora; Oligohymenophorea; Hymenostomatida; Tetrahymenidae. The record is from RefSeq and is a predicted model, not a curated record. The transcript is spliced from 6 exons.
AUGUUUGGAAAAUAUCCUGCGCCAUAGUAAUCUACUUAUUAUAAUUAGUAUGGCAAUGAUAAUGAUGAAGAUGAAUAUGAUGAUAUGGAUGAAGAGGGAACUAUCCCUUUAGAGGAAGAUAUAGAUUCGAAUUAUGACCCAAGCGAAGAGGAAAUUAUUGAGUAUGCAGAAUACUUGGGAAUGGAUUCUAGGGUCGAUAGGGAAUUUUUCUAUAUUGCUAGAGAGGGAUUAAAGGCACCUCUACCUAAGCCUUGGAGAGCUAUGAGGAAUUCAAAAGGGGAAAUAUUUUAUGUUAAUUAAAUCACAAAUGAGAUGACCUUUGUGCAUCCUUGUGAUGAGUUUUAUAAAAAUGAGUUUUUGAAGGCUAAAACAAAAAAUUCUUAAAAGAAGUAGCAGUAAAACAAUAUGUAAAGUAGAAAUUAACAAGAAACAUUUGGCAAAAACAGCUUUAAUGUUCCUCCUUAGAAACUUAAUCCACCAACACAAUUAGGGGCUUUGAAGCCUAAAGGAAUACUUUCGUCUUCAAAUAAUAAUUCUUUGUUGUUAAGUAAAAAUAAUUUGUAAAGCAGUGUGCUAAAUAAUAAUAACUCUUUAUUAGCAAGUGGUAGUAAAAAUAAUUCAAUUUAACUUUAAAAUUUUGGAAGCAAUAAUAAGCAAAUGCCCUAGAAAAAUGAGAGUGUUAUGAAAAAUGAUAGCAUUAAUUAAAGUAAUUUUUAAAAUAAUGACAGCAUUAUGCUAAGUAAAAGCAUUUAUGCUUAAGGACAAUAUUCUUCUAAUAUAUAAAAUCACUAAACUUCUAAUGAAGUAUUCAUAUUUGAUGAACAAAGUGGGAAUGGUAUGACUUCAAAUAACAAAAUUAAUAAAGGCAAUUCUUUUUAAAAAAAUGAAACUAGCUUUUAGUCUUUUGAAGAAAAUUAAUAUGAUUAAAAUAAUUAUAUGAGAAGUUCAAUGAAUUAAAGCAGGGUAGAAGGUUUAGCAGGUGAAAGCAAUAAUAACUUGAAUGAGAAUAAGUAAAGAGCUCCUAUGUACACGGAAUAAUCUGAUGCUAUGAAUGAUGAUUAAAUAGAAGAAGAAUUGCAUUUCUUUGAAAAUUAUUUAAAAAAGUAAUAUCAAAAUCAGAUUGAAGAAUAUGAAAAACAGUUAAAAUCAAAAAAAGAUGAGUAUGAAUAAAAGAAGGAUACAGACUAAAUCAAACAGAAAAACAAAAGAGAAGAGUUUUAAGAAGAAAAGAGCAAAAAAUAAUCAGAAGUUUAAAAAAAGCUAUCUUAAAUUAAAGAAAAAGUUAGGAAGGAAAAAUACAAUGAAUUGAUUUUAGAAAUGGAGAAGCAAAUUAAGCAAAUUAAAUAACAACACGAAGAAAAUGUGGAAAGCACAAACAAAAGAGCCAAAGAAGAUUACCAAUAUGAAUUAGACUAAUAUCAAGAAGACAAAUAAAAUUAGUAUCAAUACAAGAUAGAAGAGUAAAAAAAGCAAAAGAAGAAAAGGGAAGAGCUUAUAAUAGCAAAUAAAGAUAAAAUAGAAUUAUCUAAAAAAAGGCUAAAUUAAAAAUUUUAAGAAUUAGAAGUUGAAUUGCAAUAUCAAUAAUUAAAAAAGCUUGAAGAAGCAGAUGCUGAUAUCUAAUUAGAAUAUUAGCAAAUAUAAUAAAAUUAUAUAAAAGAACUUGAAGAAGAAGAAAACAGGAUAUAUAAACUUAUUAAUAGAGAUGAAAAAGAUGUGUAAAAAGAAAUCUUUUAAAAAAAAAUCUAGCUAAAAGAUUUAUAUUAAAGGAAAUACGAUGUUAAAAAAACUGAAGAAAUGAAUAAAAUUUCUGAUAAAUUAAGAAAAUUUCAAUAAGAACAGUAGAUUCUCUUAGAAGAAAAAAUAAAAAGAGAAGAGCAAGAUUUUAUAGAUGGUUUAAUCAAAUAAAAAUUAAAAGAGCCUCAAAAGUUAUUCUAAAAAUAAUUGGAUGAUUUAACCUAAAGCCACGAAAUUAAAUUGUAAGAUAUAAAGCAUAAUUAUGAGUCUAAAAUAAAAAAUUAUGAAGUGUUAGGACUAAAAAGAAUAAAUGAUUUAAGAACUGAGCUUGAGAAAGAAAAUCAAAAACUGCUAAAUUAGUCAUUUAAUAGCAAUUAUAAUAGCAACAUAGAUAUUCAGCAACAAAAAGUAUUAGAUGAACUUCACCAAAGUGUUAACUUGAAGAAGUAAGACCUAAAAUUAGUUAAAUAGUAAUAAAAAUAUAUCCAAAAUGAGAUGAGUAAAUAGCUUAUGAUACAAGAUUUAUUGCAAUCUGAAAACAGAGUAGAUUUCUUGAAAUAAUUAUCAGAUAAAAAAUCUGAACAAAUUGAUAGCUAUGGGAAAAUGAUAUCUUAUACUGCUUAAAAAGGCUUAAUAAAUUCUUAAAAUUUAUUUAAUUCUAACAGUUAAUAUAAAUAAUCAUCAAAUAAAAAGUAUGAUUUGCCUUUAUAAAUCAAUAAUUUAUAAAUGAACAUGAAUAUGAGUAAAAAUUAAGAAGGUGGAUUAAAUUAAGUUUCAACAAAACAUUAGUAAAAUCAUCAUAAUUAUAACAAUAUGUAUAUCACUAGUGAUUAAGAUUAAUAAGAGCCCAUAUCUACUUAUCUCCACUAAAAUCUUCAGUAAUUAGCACACUAAAAAAACUAAGAGAGGAUAGAACAUAAUCACGCUUAGCAGAAUUAGUUUAAUUAAGAUUAAAAUAAUCCUCCUCAUUCUAACAGAGUUAUAUUUCCAGAUGAUGAUAGUGAUGAUGAUUUUCAUGACUCAUUUACAUAAGAGCAAUAAAGAUAAAAAUAUAUCGGAGAUUCUGAAAAUAUAAGAAACUAAAUUAAUAAAGCACCUCAUGACAGAGAGGAAAACUUAGAAAACGAUAACGAAGAGUUUUAUUAAAAUAAUAUGCCACUUCAAAGAUAAGACUUAAGCUAUAGAAGGAGUAGUAAUGGUUAAUCUCACAACUAGUAAAUUAUGAUACACAAUUAGCUAUCCCUAGCAGAAGAAACUUAAGGUGAAGAUGAAGAAAACGAAUAACAAUAAUUCUAAGAUGAUUAACAGCAAUAAAAUGCUGAAGAUCCUUUAAUUUAAUUUCUAGAUGAAGAAUGGCAGCAAAUUGAUUAAUUAAAAGAAGAGCUGAGAUUUGAUAAAAUUAUCAUAAAAAAAUCGUAUGAAUUUUUACAAUAUGAAAAAAAUAAAAUGAAACAAUAAGUUCAGUUGAUAGAAUCUAAUUCUCAUUAAACUUAAGAAAGCCAAAACAAAAUUAAAGUUAUGAAAAAUAAAUUGUAGCAACUUACAGACGCUUUUAAUUAAGAUGUUUAAAUAACAAGACAAAAUUAAAAAUUCCUUUAAAACAGAGAAGAAGCUUUAUUUUAAAUUGAAGAUUUGCUUGAAUCAGGAAACUUUACUCAAGAAGAACUUUCUUAAAAAAUUGACCAUUAUUAAAAAUCCGUGGUUUAAUAUGUUUAUCCAAAGCUCAACAAACAAAUAAGAGAAAAUCAAUAGAUAGCAGAUCACAGUAAGGGAAAUAUGUCAAUCGAGGAGCUUCUAUAAAGAACAUUUGAUCUAUCUUAAAAUUAUGGUGACUUUACAACAAAUUUCCAACUAAGCAACUAUCAAACUUAAUAUAAGCAGUAGCUCGAUAAAUAGCUGUAGUUGUAUUAGUUAGAGAAAUAAUUUAUUUAAGAAGAUAACAAUAUAAACCUAAACUCAAGAAAACAUAGCAAGUAUUAAAAUUUUUUGUAUACAGAUGCUGAACAACUUGAUUAAAUUUUUGAGGAACACACAAACUGGCUUAAAAAUAUGAAACAACAGUUAAAUAAUGAUCUAUACACAAACAGAUACAGCUAAGACUCUACAAAAAGAAAAUAAUUUAAUUUCUCUUAUGAUAAUUUAAAGUAAAAAAUGUUAGCAGCUAAUCUUCUAACAAAAAGAAUAGGAAAUAUGACUGUACUAAACUUAUGA